Molecule: messenger RNA, 1200 nt
Organism: Fonsecaea erecta
Lineage: Eukaryota; Fungi; Ascomycota; Eurotiomycetes; Chaetothyriales; Herpotrichiellaceae
Exons: 1
Coding region: 1-1200 (399 amino acids)
Source: RefSeq, a predicted model, not a curated record
AUGGCGACCACUAAACCCCCCUACGACCCGGUCAAGACGGUCGAAGGCAUGUUCAUGGGCUCAGUGACCCGCAUUGCCUACGCCAUGAAAGAUCCCUUGAACUACGCGCAAUCGACAAAAGCAGUCCUCGCUGAAACGGCCAAGAAGUUCCAGGACGCCCUCGAUGACUGUGAGGUGCAGAUCCUUGAUGCGAAAUGGUACCUCGAGCGUCAGUUGGCCUUGAACAAAGCCCGGCGUGAAGCCAAAGCAAGAGAAGACGGAGCCGCAAGCGCGAAAAGAAAACGCGAAGAAUCCAAAGAAGCAAACGAGACGGCGCAAACCGCAGACAGCGAAAAUGCUCCUAAGCGCGUCAAGACACAAGAGCCUGAGAGUCCGGUGCAAGCACAGCCAAAGGCCCAACAGCCUUCUCCUGCGCAAAAGCCAGCUCCUCCGCCGACUGUCGCCCCCACUGCCAGCGCGGUACAAUCCCUUCCAGGGUCAACAGAGAAGAACCCGACACCGAAACCGCCAGAUAAGCCCAGAGUUUCCGUUACUACGGAUAUGAAGGCAGCCCAACCAACAGUCGGACCGGCUUCCAGGCCUCAGGAGAAACCUCCCGACACAGCGCAGCAACCCGAGAGUACAAUGACACAGACAACCACGGAGGACUUUCCCAAGCCGACUCCGCAGGACACGCCAGCCGAGGCCAACGAGGCUUUCAACUUUGAAUCAAUGUUUGGCGAGCCAUCUGCCGACAUGAUGGAGGGGAACAACAACGACAUAAGCUUCGACCUUGACAACCUCGGCGACGGAUUUGGUGCCGAUCCUUCGCAUCUCAAUAUGCAAGAAGAUGCCUCUCUGAGCUCGUUGCUCCCGGGCCUCGAGUCCUACGUGAACCAGACGGGCGACGAUGCGAAUUUCGGCAUGUCUGUGCCUACAGUAAAUGGACUACCUCCUCCCACCGAUGCAACGGCCAGAGGUGUCGGAGGAGGGAUGAGUGUCGACAACAACGCGAACAAUGCCCAGCUUCAACACCAGCAGCCAGUCAAUGUCAGCGUUAAUGAUUUUGGUCUGCCAGCCUUGGGUCCUAAUGAGUUCGACGAUUUCCUGAAUGCCAACGCCAUGAACUUCGACGAGAGUGUUGGCCUGGGCAAUGACAAUAUGACCAAUUUGGAUAACAUGGAGAACAUGGAUUUUGACUUUGAAAGUAUGUUCAAAUGA